ACCUGCUUGAUUGACGGUGAAAAGUACCGUGAAACUCCUCCCUUCGCUCGCAGGCAGUUGGGAUUGCUUCCUAUGCAAACGUGUCUCAGUAGAGUACAGCACAGUACAGACGGUUGCAGUAAAUACAGUGCUCCAGAGGCGGGGUUUGACCUCGCAGCUCUGAAAACAUCACUAAUCCAAUAUUUCAGGUGCGGAAGCCGACCAUUGCUCAAACUGCAACAGAAACACACACGACUCUUAAAACCGGUAUACUGCAAGUGAAUGGGAGGGCUAGUGACAAAAACUGGAAUUCUGAUUGAAGAAAGACCGUAAAGACGAUUACAGCUAAAUUGUUACACGUGCUAUUCUUUUAGUUAUUUGGUUUCAUUUAUAACGCGACAUCUAAGAAUUGUAACCACGCGCAACGACUGCUGGAAUUGGGACACUAGGCUACGUCAAUUUCCACUCUGGUUUCACUGAAACUCCAGCCGUUCCCAGUUCAAGAAUUAACAAAAAAUACAUUUGGAAGAUCCUGCCGAUUAACUACCUUGGAUAUACCUACUGCUGGAGAUAUUGGUCAUUAUUUUAAAAGAUCAGACCCCAUUGACAUACAAUGGCAAGCGCUGCCUGGAUAGAUCUUCGCUAUGGAUGAAGCUUGGAAAGGCCGAUCAAUUCCAAUUGACUGCCCUAUAACGUCCUGGCAAUGUGGAGAGCCCCCAGAGGCACUGAAUCCCCAGUGCAGAAUGAUCCAGGCUGGAGAAUGUCUAACACCCCUUCUUCAGGAUUUAAACAGCUACACAUAAGAACAAUCAGACGAGCGAUCUGUGACGAAAUAAUUUGUCUGGAUUCCAGACUUCCUAGCUAGGGACUUUCAGAUUUUUUUUUCCUGGUUUCUGUGACAUUUAAGACCUUUCAAAGUUUUGGACAAGGUAAAAUCACCUUCCUCUCAAGCUGCGGAGAGGUGGGAGUAGUCGCCCAUGUGUAGCAGGACAGUAACUGCUGCUAGCGGAAUAACGUAGCCUCAGACUGUCUGGGGUUCCUCUCGACGGGACGAGGGAUCCCACCGCUACUACCAAGCCCCAGUCUGCCUCACCGAGUGACUCCACUCACGUCAAAAGGCAGGCCCUCUAUCCAAUGGCAUGGGUCAAGUUCUUCAGGAAGCCGGGGGGCAAUCUCGCCAAGUCCUACCAGCCGGGGAGCAUGCUGUCUCUAGCCCCCACCAAAGGCCUGCUGAACGAGCCGGGGCAGAACAGCUGCUUUCUCAACAGUGCGGUGCAGGUACUGUGGCAUCUGGACAUCUUCAGACGCAGUCUGAGGCAGCUUCCUGGACACUUCUGUCUCGGAGACUCAUGUAUCUUCUGUGCGUUGAAGGGCAUCUUCUCCCAGUUCCAGCACAGUCGGGAGCGCGCCCUGCCCUCAGACAACCUGCGUCACGCCCUGGCCGAGACUUUUAAGGAUGAGCACCGCUUUCAGCUGGGCUUCAUGGACGAUGCUGCCGAGUGCUUCGAGAAUAUUCUGGAGAGGAUCCACCUGCAUAUUGUGCCUGAGGAGACCGAUGCCUGCACCUCCAAGUCCUGCAUCACACACCAGAAGUUUGCCAUGACACUCUAUGAACAGUCUGUCUGCCGUAGCUGUGGGGCAUCCUCCGACCCCCUGCCCUUCACUGAGCUAGUGCAUUAUGUCUCCACCACUGCCCUCUGUCAACAGGUGUAUCAGAGGCGGGAUGAGUCAUUUGGAGAGCUGCUGCAAGCGGCCAGUACCAUCGGGGAUUCCCGUAACUGUCCGAGUAACUGUGGCCAGAGGAUCAAGAUCCGCCGCGUCCUCAUGAACUCUCCAGAGAUAGUCACCAUCGGUUUCGUGUGGGACUCGGACCAGUCGGACCUCACAGAGGACGUCAUUCGCUCGCUGGGGCCACACCUCAACCUUUCCGGGCUCUUCUACCGGGUGACAGACGAGCACGCCAAAAAGGGAGAGUUGCUCUUGGUUGGGAUGAUCUGUUACUCCAGCCGCCACUACUGUGCCUUCGCCUUCCACACCAAAUCCGCCAAAUGGGUCUUCUUCGACGACGCCACCGUCAAAGAGAUUGGGACCCGGUGGAAAGACGUGGCCACCAAAUGCAUCAAAGGRCACUUCCAGCCCCUCCUCCUAUUCUACUCCAACCCAGACGGCAGCGCCAUCUCCGUAGACGACGCCUCGCGCCAGAACUGCGAUCACUCCCGCUACAAGGCCUCRGUCAACGGAGACGUCCAAGCGCCUGAGUCUACAGUUCCAGGCCCCAAGAAGUUGGACCUGACCAGGGAGAACCUGAAUGCCCUGCUGGGCCUUGGRGGCUUGAAACAGAAGAGCCAGAACCCCUCUAUCCAUAGUUCCACCUUUACCAGGGGCAGCGGCCAGACUAGCGGGGGCCGAGGACCAGUGACACUGGGCACCAGUGAUCCUAAGAGCCGUCUGAAGGACAUCUCCAGAGAAGUGGCCCAGAAGGCAGGGGAAAUCCAGGGGAUGCACCCUUCCAGGAGAGACCAGGACAAGAUGGAGAGGAGGAGACAGGAUGCCCACUACAGAGAUCCAAUCCCAGAGAGGUACUCACGCUCCGCCUCCCCACCGGAGAAUGGCUUCAAGCAGUACCUGGAUACGCACCUGUACGCCAGCCAGGGCAAAGGGCCCACCAAGACAGAGAGGACCCCCCACUUUGGCGGCAGGUCCUCCUCACACGAGGGGCCUCCUCGCUCCCACUCCAGGGUCCAGGUACAACCAGCCCCUCCCAGCAGUAGGGGCUUCGGUGGCGGCCAUUACAGCCGGAGACUGGAGCAGCUCUCCAACGGCUAUGACACAGACAGCAGCCGGGAGGGCAGCCGUAAUGACAACUCCAGCUCCAGCAGCAGCAGUAGUAGCAGCAGGCCCAGUCGGCCAUGGAAGCCCAUGCGUGAGGUGCUAAACGUGGAUAGUGUGAUAAGCGGUGGUGGUGGUAGUGGUGGUAGUGGUGGUGGUGGAAGGGGUCACGAGCGCCGGGAGCACAGCCCCCACCGGAGACCUUCCAGCCAGGAGAGGACGUCACACCCCAACGAAAAAGACAGGGACCGGGACUUCACAUGGGGUGGGCGUGAAGAGCACAAGCCCAAGAGCCUGAUGACCAUCUAUGAGGACGAGCAGCGUCCUGAAACGGGCGGCAGCCGCAGUUCGGUGGAGUCGGAGGGCAAGGACAGGUCAAAGGGCACCACUGUGAUGGCAGACACACUAAAGGUGCGCAGCGACAACUGGAAGAUCCAGCGCACAGAGUCAGGAUACGAGAGCAGCGAGCGGCUUAGCAACGGCUCGGCCAACCUGGACUCACCCGUGGUGGAGAACUUUAUGUCCAAAGAGCUGAGGCCCAUACCUGAGGUACACCUGACAAGGGACCCUUUCUCUCACCGGAGAGGUGACGACUCCAAGGCCCACAUCUUGCACUCCUCCUUCUCCUAUGGUGAACACCCAACAAAGUCUCCAGACCUGCAAGAUGCACAUCUCAAAUUGAGUCCAAGAUUACAAAGAAGACGAGCCUUCCGAUAUACGCCUGGAAUUCUGGAGAGGAGGGACGGUAUGGAUGAUGAGCAGGAGGAUAACGUCGAUGGCAGCCCCAGCCCGGUCAGCCCCUUUCCCCCAUACCUGGCCAAGACCAGCAGCUCUGAGUGGAACAGCUCCGACAACCUCACCGGGCCCUUCUCCGAACAGGAAGAGACCAGGCCACUGGUCCCCAGAGAACCCUCCCCCCAACCUCAUUACCAUAACCUAGCCCCGCCUCUCCCCCCAAAGACUUACGCCCACCGAUCGACAGACCAGUCAGGCUUCCGCACUCACCAGCUCCAAGAGCCCUCCCGGACAAGCCCCCGGAACGAGAGCAAAAAUGGUCCGAUCCCGUCCCUCUCCCACACCACCCUCCACAGGUGGAUCGAGACGCCCCCCGAGCACAAGCUCUCGUCUGAUGCAAGCUCCAAGUCAGGCUCGUCGGACCAGGACCGGAACGAUCUGUCGGCCAGUGAGAGUGGAGAGGAGAGGUUCCCCAGCCCAAGGCCAGGGGACGACAUGGAUGACCUAGACUCCCCGAUCGCACGGGGGAUGGUUCUCCCCAUGGUCCUCCCCACCACAUACUUCUCUGUGGACAACUGUAUGACGGACACAUACCGGGCCAAGUACCACCAGAGGUCCACCCUAUACACGGACACUAAAGGUGGGGAACAACACGCGUCGUCUGGUGAGAGCGACCUGGGAGAUGGGUGGCUCCCCAUCCCUGAGGCCCAACCUGCAGAGCCCCCCAAGAGCCGGCCUGAAUUAGGUUACUCCACCAGUAAACAUACUGCAAAAUGGAAUCCUGUAACACCCAAAGGACUUGAUGAACAUGGGUUUCUAUGAUAGAAACUCCUGUUGAAGGGCCUGGUACGAAAGCCACAGUUAAAACAAUCAUCUCCUCCUACAAGUUUUGAGACCUUCUUACGGUGAUGCUUAUUUGUACAGAUCUCAUAUCAGAAGUCAAACAUGAAUCUGGAAUGCCAAAGAGAUUGGRAACUCCCAAAGGCAGUAACAACUAGUCUGAAGAGUACUUUUCAGUUCAGCAGUAGUCACAGGAGUCUUGCGCCACCCCUGCAGAACAGUCUUUCUGCAGAGCAAUCUUAGUACCAUUGUGAUUGUGGCCACUAGAUGGCAGCUGCAGUAAUUGUGGAUUUGCACAGUAGAAAGCCCCAAAAACUACCGAAAGAGGAUCUAAACCUAGGAUGGUUAUUGGUCAACGCAGGGACCUCCUCGAACUUACUUCCAAGGUCAUCCACUGAGUUGAAUCACAGAAUGUCUCCCACAAAGCCACUUUUUCCCCUUAAGAGAUUAUCAAAUACAAUACCCGUAACAAUGACAAUAACCCGUCUCUAACCCAUUUACAAUUUACGCAGAUAAUCAUUGGAAUGCUUGUAUUUCUUUCUGGAAUUAUGCUAAUUUAAGUGUUAUARGGUUACUGUGCUACUUCUGCCUAUGUAACAAUGCACAGGGUGAGGUAAAUAAGCCUUGAGCAGGUUUUUAGUUUUUGGCUUCAGUAUGGAUUCAUUCAUGGAAUAAGAUUUUUCAGUUUGUGGACACUAGGGCUGGCACAAUUACCGUUUAACUAUGUGACCAACGGUUAUGGAUUAAGACUGUCAUGAUAAUAAAAUAACCUUCAUAACUGUAAA
Molecule: messenger RNA, 5168 nt
Organism: Salvelinus sp. IW2-2015
Lineage: Eukaryota; Metazoa; Chordata; Actinopteri; Salmoniformes; Salmonidae
Product: inactive ubiquitin carboxyl-terminal hydrolase 53
Biological process (GO): sensory perception of sound; protein deubiquitination; response to auditory stimulus
Cellular component (GO): cell-cell junction
Molecular function (GO): cysteine-type deubiquitinase activity
Source: RefSeq, a predicted model, not a curated record